CGACAUAUUUCGUCUUAUUCAGAAUCAUAAACAUAUCCCCUCCCUAAUUCGACUCGAUAAUCGAAAUUACGACGCAGGGCUUCAUUAUACUGUCGAUAUUUGAUGUGUUCAGACGUAUCAUUCUUUCUCUAAAUUAUUAGUUGAUUGCUGAUCUAAUUUUAGAGCGAUUCAAAAAAUUCCAAUAUGGACGCCAUUACCACUUUUCAUAAAGAAACGAAAAUUUUUAUGACUACGCGCAAUGUGGUCAAUAGAAUCAGUGUUUGCUGCAUAAAUAGUGUUUUUAAUGUUUCUCAGAAUACAAUUACUUUAAUUAAAUUUAAUUAUAUUUAAUUGUGAAAGUAAAGUCAGUGUUUGUUAGUUUUAAUAUAAAUGGACGCAUUAUUAGUCUGUUUUUUUCUUUUAUUUUUAAACAUUUCUUUUCGGUGUAUGCUAAAAUCAGUGAACAGUAGAUGAUUAUUUAUCACGUGAAGAUGUAACUAUUUAUUCUAAUUUUUAUUCUUGUAUUGAAAUUAAAUUAUUAGAUAUUUCUUAUUUUUAAAUUUAAAAUUUUCUUUAUUAUUAUACAUAAACGGGAUACUUUUCCUAGUAUAGGCUUUUUGCGUGUUAUGCGUGAGAAUCGUAGAAUGAAUGUCGUUAGUAUACCUGCCGUUUUAGUUUUGCCAUUUUUUAAAUAUAGGGUUAAGUAGGAUAAAAUAUACUUGUGGUGUGCCUGUUAAUUAUAAGUAGAUAGCAGUCUUCGAUAGGAUAGGCGCGUUUUCGCGUGUUUCAGGAAAUCAAAUUUGAAAAAUCGAGGGUUAGGCUGAGACGCCAUUUCGUUUCUAGCUUUGUUCGUUAAUUUUUCGAAUUCAAUCGCUCGUGAUCGCGAAGCGAAAUUUCGAAACGAACUCGAGAUUCUCGCAUGCUGCAUCGUCCAUGUGCGUUUAUCUUGCGCGGUUUAGUCUUUUUUUUUAUUUUUUUUCGUUCGCGAUUAGUGAAUCUCGAGCCUAUUUAAAUUUCAGCUGGCAUCGCGUCCGAAGAAGGAAGAUUGAAGAGACCCGACAAACUGUCACGCAGAGGGCCGCAACGAAUGUCUUCUCAUUUUUUGGAUCCCUUGUUCGGAUCCAAAAAAUGGGAAGUCAUUGUUACUAUUUUAUCACUGUGCUCGUUUUAGUAAUACAUAGUAAUCGUUGUUGUGUUGUCUGACUGAUUGCAUCAAUCAUCGUGGGGAUCGCGAUUUUUAAUUAGUGUUGCGAUUGAUUAAGAAUAGGAUUGAAUUAAAAUUUCGUUAAAGUGAGAGAAUCGCGAUUGUAUUAAUGUUGGGCUUUUUUUUUUAUUAUAAAUUGUUAUAAUUUCUUAUAAAAUAAUAUUAAAAUUUAUCAUUUAUCAUUAAAUUUUUUAACUAAUUGAUUGUAGCUUUUUUAAUCAUAUGUAACUAACUUUUAUUACAUUUUAUUUUAAAAUUAUUGUUUUGUUUUUAAAAGUAAUGUUGCGUUGAAAAAUAACCACGUUUGUUAAAUAGUUGCAAAUGUUAAAUGCCCAAAUUUCUUCCACUAGAAUUGUGGAAAAACAUAUCCCUGGAUCACUUGGUGUAGCUAAAAAUGCUACAUAAGUGACUGUUCAUCGACAGCAGUUAUAGGUAAAUAGUUUAUUUCAGAUAUGUUAAUUGACAGAAAACAGUAAAAAAAGGUAAGGAAAUAUAAUAUUUAAAUCUAUUGAAUUCUUUUAUAUUAAUCCAGUAAAUAUAAGUUUAAAGAAUCUAUUAUAAAAUUUUAUUAAUUAUUUUUAGUUUUUAAUUUGUUUCAGAGACUAUGUGAAUUCUUACUCUAUACAUACUCAUAAUCUAAUAGAUCCUGUUUCCUUUCUUUGAUUAUAUUAAGAUUUCUCUAGAUGGGAAUUCAUAAAUAAAUUUUUAGAUUUUUAAACAGAGACUAUGGUACAAUCAAAAUGGGAUCAAAUAAUUGAAGAAACUUUUAUUUCAUAUAAUAUCCUAUUCUCUUGAAAAUGUAUUGGAAUUAUUUUAUAGAUUUAAUUUUUCCGACGGUUUUCAAUAUAACUCUUUUUGUCUGUUUUGCACAAUGAUUAAAAAUUUGAACGUUUUACAAACAUGUAUCAGAAGAAGGAUUUACUUGAUGUUGAAUAAAUUUUUUCAUAAAAGGAUAGAUGGAAUCGUGAUUAAGUUACGAGCACGAUGAACGUCUGAAGUAACGAUGUUGCAAGAUUAAUUGUCAACAUGCGAGCGCUUCCGAUCCUGCUGAGCAUUCUUUUGGAAAUACAAUUCUACGUCACUGGGAGCCAGGCGGAGCAUCAACAAUCGUCGAGCGCCAACAACGAAGUGGCGAAGAGCUCCGCCGGAGAGGAUAAAGGCGAAGAUGUCAUCGAAGGCCCCAUCAGGGAAGUUCUUGCACAAAGCGGAAGCACCGCGAAUUUGCCGUGCAAAAUUACCGAACCAGGCGCUGGAACCAUCACAUGGAUGAAACGAAAGAACAGGCGGUUGUUAACCGUGGGCAAGAGCACCCACUCGGUCGACAAACGAUUCGUCGUGAUUCACUCGAGCAUCGAUUGGUUGCUGCAGAUACGAGCGGUUACCGUUCAGGAUGAGGGUAUAUACGAGUGUCAGAUUACGUCGCAUCCGGUGCAACGGAAUUUCGUGCGGUUGAAGAUCACGGAAGCGUACUCGAUCAUACCAGGCGCCCCCGAUUUGCACGUGAAGCAAGGCUCGAGCCUUCGAUUGGAGUGUCAACUGAAGGCCGCGGCGGAAUCGCCCCUCUACGUCUUCUGGUAUCGCCAAGGGCACAUGAUCAACUACGACGAGGAGCUAGGCGUGAAAGUCGAGCUGACCAAGAACGGAUCGAUCCUGAUGGUCAACAAAACGAAACCCUCGCAUGGCGGCAAUUACACUUGCACGCCGAGCAACGCCAAGCCUGCAUACGUGAUGGUUCACGUGAUCGAAGAGGAGGAGAAACCGGCGGCGAUGCACGGCGGAGACAGGAGGAAUCUUGGCCCGGCAAUUUUGGCGAGCAACUUUCUGGUGUCCCUCCUGGCGGCCGUCAGCUGGAGGAUACCGAGUUUCACCAGCCUUUACCCGACAUGAAUCGCCCUCCAACUUACGGCGCGGGGGAGGCGACUGGUGUGUUAGUCGUGCCGCCCCGCACCACCGCAAACCCGGUCCAUCUUCUUCCGCGAGGAUGAGUCGAACGAUCGGUCGGCCAUUCGGGACUCGUCUUUUCGCCUCCAACUCCCACGAUCGAUCCCACGAGGACGAUAUCCUUUCUUUCGAAUGCCGCCGCCAAACACGUUGGAACGUGUCGUCAUCGUCGUCAUCGUCGUCGUCGUCGUCGUCGUCGUCGUCACGUGUAUUAGUUCGCGUAUGAACACACGACGGAACGAAGCGAGGAUCUGGUGUGGCCGCCACUUUCGGCGGGGACCCUCUUUCGCGUACACCCGCCCGAUUCUUUUCAACCAUUCUCCGGGGAGAAAGAGACUCGCGUCCUCCCUAUUCUCGAGGGGGGAAUGCGACGUUCGAUCGCGAGGGAAGGAUUUUUACCCAGCCAGAGGUAUCCUUUUGUUUCAUUCCCUUCUGCCUUUUAUUCCACCCUCCUCCACGCCCUUUUAUCUCCUCCUAUUCUCUCUCCUAUUCGUCUCUGUGUUUCCUUCAUUAUCUCGCCGUUUCUUUGUCCCGCAGAAAUAGCCGAGAACGGUCGGAAUAAUUUUCUCUCUGGUUUCUGUGGAAUUGAUCUAGAAGUAUGCGGUAAGAUACGUUUCGCUUUAACUCACUCUCUCUCUCUCUUUCUCUCGGAAAUAGAAUGACGCGCGACGCGGAGCUCAUACGAACGACGCGAGUUUCCUCCUCCUUCUUUCCUCUUUUUGUCCUUUUCUUUGUAAAGGAAGAGAGGAUAGGGGAACCUGUCGAUUCGAGGAUCAUCUUCUACUCGUUUAGUAGUCUCUGUCGUCGUUGUGCGCGAUGAGUGAAGCGUUUCCUUCGUACAUACGCGCGUUAUACGUAUGCUAUGAAUGUACACUUAUACACGUACACGUAACUCUACACGAGAGGAAUGGGCGUAUUACGUACAAUACAUAUACAUACACACACACACAUACACAGGUAGCGUAUAAGUAACACUCUCUGGACUCGAGAUGAACGAGCACACGUUACGUUGUGUGACGUGAAAGUGGUUCUUCCUUCGAUCCUCUGUCGAAUCUCCGAUAUCGAGUGUUGGAGAUUUUUUUUUUUGAAAUAAAAUCGCGAAAGCUCUCUGUCCUCUUUGUGAUUUUUCGUGAAGUGAUCGUGAAGUGAAUCGAUUUUGCUGGAUAUAUACCCGUUAUCGGAGAUUCGUGACAGAUAUUCACGCGAUUCGCACGUUUAUCGCGUCCAUUGAAGUGAACGGAAUCAAUGUAAAUAUUACAUCCUUAAUUAUACAUUCAAUAAAACAUUAAUCGUAAAAA
Messenger RNA from Apis cerana (Asiatic honeybee), 4422 nucleotides. Its product is annotated as zwei Ig domain protein zig-8. Gene Ontology annotation, cellular component: neuron projection membrane. NCBI's taxonomy places the organism in Eukaryota, Metazoa, Arthropoda, Insecta, Hymenoptera, Apidae. The record is from RefSeq and is a predicted model, not a curated record. Gene Ontology annotation, biological process: synapse organization.